AUGGAGAUCAGCGACGCCGCGAAGUCUGGGGACGGAACUACGACCAACGUGGGCAUCAAGAUGACGGGCACCUUCCAAUGCCCAGAGUGCCGUCAGAAGUUUGACUCCGAGAAGGCGAAGCAGCUGCACUGGAAGUUCAUCCAUGACCCCAACAGGCUCGGCCUUCAACGCCUGCUGGGCUCUGAGGGAUGGGCGCGUGAGGAUCCCGGCCGUGAACUGGAGGCCUCCACAGCGCAGCGCGCAGAGCUCGGCGCGGAGCUCGCCAAGGUGCAGGAACAGCUCCAGAGCGCGCAGGCAGAGAUGGAGCAAGAUCAGGCAGUGCCCGGGGUCCAGGGUAUGGGGAAGUGUCCGUGCGACCGUGCGACCUGA
Molecule: messenger RNA, 369 nt
Organism: Symbiodinium natans
Lineage: Eukaryota; Dinophyceae; Suessiales; Symbiodiniaceae
Source: the annotation of a GenBank genome assembly